UCUGAGCAAGUCUGCGUCAUUGCAAAGUUCAUUCAUAGUGCAUAAGUUGCACAACCACAAAACCGUUCUCGCACCUGAGUUAAACCGAAACUGACGUCACAAACUUCCUCUAACUAAUGAAUAGAAAUAGGUGUACUUGUGUCACUGUUCACGUUGUGUUUUAUUCCCCAUAUAAGUGGCAGAAUUUUAAAUCAAGUAGACAUAUCAAUUAAAUUAAUUUUGGAUAAAGGAGGAUUUAGUACAAAAUCACAUUUGAUAGACCAUUGUUCAUAGGGGUUAUUGAUACAACGUGAUUGAACUAAACAGAAGAAGUAGGGGUUAAAUUAAAAACCAUUUUGACAUACAGAACAUACACAUGCACACUUGUCAAGAGGCCAGGGCUUUCUGACAAGGUUUUCUUGGAUUAACAGAGCCAUAAUGGUACAAAUUAAACCUGUAAUUUUCCUGCUUCGACAAGUCAUAAUUAUGGUACACUUACAUGAGCAGAGUCACAAUUCUGUGUAUUAGUUUCCCUGAGGUAUUUUUCUGCUAUGACCAGUAUGUCAAAAUGUUUUGACGAAUUGGAUUGAAUGGAUAAAAACAUGCUGCAAAAGUACCAUGUGAAAUUUAAUACCACCACCAAUAUAUUAUCUCCACAUACAACAGCCCUGUUUAAUGAAAUUUGUAAUGCAAUGACCGUGACAUAGCUGAGUUUAUUUAUAUGGAUGUACAGGAACAAACAACACAGCAGCUGAACUUCCUCUCACAUGUCAAAUAGAAGCAAAAGACAAUGGCUCAUGUUGUGGAUGCUAGUUUCCUUUUUGUAUCUUUACCUGGAAUAGAGGUAUGACACAACUUUCACUCUCUGUAAGCAGUCUUUUCGUUAAUGUGGAAUCUAAAAAGGUAUAGUCCGUCAGUUCCCCAAGCUGUACACAGAUAUGCUGAAGGACUUGUUUGAGUCAUUCAAAAACAAGAAGCCACCUCAGGUUUACGUACAGGAAGCUUUUUUUUUUCUCAAACACUUCCGAAGAUGGUGAUGGUGAAACUAAAAUCAGCUGUCACUGUUGUGUGUGCUUAAAGCGCAUUUUCACACUUCUGCAUGUCACAGAAAGAGCUGAUACAAUAGAAGGAACAAGGCAGGAGCAUGUCUUUUAUGUAAGCAACUUCUGUGAGUGUGGACGAGGAUCACUGUUGCGUGCUUCAUCACAGCAGCAGCAGCAGAAGAAGAAGAAGAAGCAGCACACUGUUGGAUGUGCAGCCCCUUAGACUGGACAACAUCUUCCCCCUGUGAUGAUCGCAGUCAACAGAUCCCGGUCUCUCUACCAGAGACUCAACAGUGAUAUCAAAGACAGGCUGGCUGGUUGCUCCCUCAGUCUUCACAACUCAGCAUAUGUGACAGUAAACCUGCUCAGGGAUGUUGACCCGGUGGUCUCUGCCAUCAGAAGAGGGGAUGUGAAGGCUAUAAAUGAUCUGGCAACAUCUGCUCCUCACAGCCUGCUGAGGGAGAGCAAAGAUGGGUGGAUACCUCUACAUGAUGCUGCUUUUUGUUUACAGACUGAGUGCUUGAAGAGUUUACUGAAGGCCCAUCCAGGUUCAGUGGACAAACGUACCUUGCAGGAGCAGACAGCAUUGCUGCUCUCUGUGUCUUGUGAACACUUGUCAUGUGUGCGGUGUCUUCUGGAGGCCGGCGCCGACCCUGACAUCAGCAGCAAGAACAAAGAAACCCCUUUGUACAAAGCCUGUGAGCUGGAAAACGUGGACAUGGUGAGCCUCCUCCUGUCAUAUGGAGCCACAGUGAACCAGCGCUGUGGUCAGGGAUGGACAGCCCUCCAUGAGGCUGUGUCCAGGAACAACACAGAGAUCUGUGAGAUCCUCAUCAGAGCCGGGGCCACAAUCAAUCCCGCCAACACCUACAGCAUCACACCGCUCACUGUAGCCGCUCAGCGAGGGCAACUGAAGACACUUUGUUACCUUGUUGGGAAAGGGGCAGAUGUGAACAUGCAGACGUGUGAUGGUGUCACAGCGCUGCAUGAGGCGAGUAAAAAUGGCCACAAGGAAAUUGUCAGCGUGUUGUUGGCUAAAAACGCAGAUGCCAACAAACCAACAAACUCAGGACUUCUGCCGCUGCAUGUGGCUGCCCAGUACGGUCAUCAUGAGAUCUUGUCCCUGCUGGUCUCAGUGACGAGCCGAGCCAUUCUCCGUCACAGCUGUGUCAGCCCGCUCCACCUGGCAGCAGAGCACGACAGACACACGGUGGCAGCUGUGCUCCUCAAGACAGGUGCAGACGUAAACGCCACUCUGACCCACUGUCACUCCAUCCAGUACGCUGACCGACGUUCCACAGCCCUCUACUUUGCUGUUGCCAGUGGCAGCACACAGACAGCAGAAGUGCUGCUCAACGCUGGAGCUAGUUUAAGCCUGGACCCUGUCAGUCCACUGCUGAUGGCUGUACAGCGAGGCUGUGUCCGCACUGUGUCUCUACUUCUAGACAGAGGUGCUGAUAUGGAUGCCAGAAUACCGUCUUAUGCAGCAACAUUUCCUGCUGCUGUUGCGCUCUGCAUGAAUAAUCUGCCUCUGCUCAAGUGCCUUUUGGACAAUGGCUGCAAUGCCCUCUCCUGUUUUAAGUGUGCAUACAGCAGUGGUCCUCACCCAACAUCAGAUGGAACCCAUAUAAGAAGUGCUAGCAGCAAUGGGUAUGACCACAUGCUUCCAUUAAACUGCAGUGAGCCACCAGAGAGAGCAACACAGUUUUGUGAGUGGCUCGCCACACCAGUAAUGUGUAAAUCAGCAGGACCGGUCCUAGACCUUCUGCUGGAGCAUGCUGCUCAAGUUCAGCUGUGCAGCAAACUCAAUGAACUACUGGACAGCCGGGAAGAAUGGCUUGCUGUUAAGAGGAAGUUGUCGUCACCUCGUCCUCUUCUGCACCUCUGCAGAUUUAGGAUUCGGAGUCAAAUGGGGAGACUCAGACUGAGAUCUCUUUCAAGUUUACCUCUGCCAGACAGACUUAUCAGAUACCUGAGCCACGCUGACUGACUCUGAGAUGAACUAAAAACAAUAGAGGCAUCAAAGAUGGGACUAAAUUUAUCAUGUUUUGUUUCCUUUUUUAAAUGCAACUAAUAUCUGGACUCUUUAAAUGGUUUCCUCAAAGCAGCUCUUUAUAUCUAUUUAUAACCUGUGUAAUGUGACAAUGAGUCCCUUUAAUGUGUCCGUCUGAAUGUUUUGUAGUUUCUGAGUUAGAGUGAAAAUGAUCCAGUGCCCAAAGCAGUUCUCAAGGGAAAGUUGAAUCAUUUAUUUAAAAAUAAAAGUCAUUGUUUCAAA
This is a messenger RNA of Notolabrus celidotus (New Zealand spotty), 3297 nucleotides long. Its product is annotated as ankyrin repeat and SOCS box protein 2-like. Bases 1270 to 3012 code for a protein of 580 amino acids. Gene Ontology annotation, cellular component: nucleus; cytoplasm. Gene Ontology annotation, biological process: intracellular signal transduction. The transcript has 9 exons. Gene Ontology annotation, molecular function: protein binding. NCBI's taxonomy places the organism in Eukaryota, Metazoa, Chordata, Actinopteri, Labriformes, Labridae. The record is from RefSeq and is a predicted model, not a curated record.